AUGAUUAUUCCCCAGGCCAAGAACAACGACAGUAGCGACGGCUUGUGGGAUAUCCUAAUGAACAAAGAAAAUCAACAAGCUAACAAUAUAAUUCUGGUUCGACUUCGAUCGUGUUCCAUGGCAAAUCCUGAAUCGAACAAGACACCAAUGAAGAAGGUCUUUGAAUCGGACUGCCUACCUCGAUGGGGUACCGUCUCUGUUUGCGGACUCCGGCCUGAGAUGGAAGAUGUUGUCACCGCCGAGCCUCACUUCAUGAAAAUCCCAAGCAAAAUGUUAAUCGGCGACCAUGGAACAGACGGUGUAGGCGAGACAUUGAGCCACCUGACUUCCCAUUUCUUUGGGGUGUACGACGGUCACGGUGGGGAUCAGGUUGCGAAAUACUGCGGAGAACGCGUUCACUUAGCUCUUGCAGACGAGCUAAGGAAUGUGAUUGAGGAUUUUCAGGUGAAUGGGAACGACAUGGAGAGUUGGAAGGCACAAUGGGAGGAGGUCUUCAAGAGGUGCUUCACAACAGUCGACGACGAAGUUGGAGGGAAGGCCUGUAGGAUAACGUCUACUAGCACCUUCGGACCUGUCGCCCCUGAAACCGUUGGAUCGACUGCAGUAGUUGCAGUGCUUUGCUCAUCGCAUAUUAUAGUCGCCAACUGUGGGGAUUCGAGGGCUGUCCUUUAUCGUGGUAAAGAAGCCAUCCCACUUUCUGUCGAUCACAAGCCAAACCGUGAGGAUGAAAAUGCUCGGAUCGAGUCCUCCGGCGGCAUAGUCAUCGGGCAUCGUGUUUUCGGUAUUCUGGCAAUUUCAAGAUCCAUUGGUGACUGGUGCUUGAAGCCAUGGAUAAUUCCCGAACCCGAAGUGAUGAUUAUGGACCGAAGUAGAGAGGACGAGUGCCUCGUGAUGGCCAGUGACGGGUUGUGGGAUGUGCUGACAAAUGAGGAGGCGUGCGAGGUUGCACGUAAACGGCUCCUGGUAUGGCACAAGAAGAACGGGACUAAAUCAAAUGGGCAGAGGGGCCAAGCGGUCGACCCGGCUGCACAAGAAGCUGCUGAGUAUUUGGCCAACCUCGCUUUUCAGAGAGGUAGGGAGGAUAAUAUCUCGAUUGUUGUGGUCGAUCUGAAGGCGCAAAGGAAGUUUAAGAGCAAGGCCUAA
This is a messenger RNA of Andrographis paniculata, 1143 nucleotides long. Its product is annotated as protein phosphatase 2C 16-like. Gene Ontology annotation, biological process: protein dephosphorylation. The transcript has 5 exons. Bases 1 to 1143 code for a protein of 380 amino acids. Lineage: Eukaryota; Viridiplantae; Streptophyta; Magnoliopsida; Lamiales; Acanthaceae. The record is from RefSeq and is a predicted model, not a curated record. Gene Ontology annotation, molecular function: cation binding; protein serine/threonine phosphatase activity.